UCCUCAACCGCCAAUUCCGGUGGUACAGCGACCUUGGAACAACCAACGACCGGCCUCAUCGCUCGCCUUUCAUCCAGCAACGCCUCACAACUCGUCGAUCCCGCAAGCCCAAAUGCCGGCAGAAACGUCGUUUCGGCCCCGCAACCAUGUCUAAGGCAGCCGGCGCCCAGGUCAUCGCGCAGCAGCCGAUGGACCGCGGCAUCCCCGUUGGCCUCAACGAGGCCGCGCUCGACUCGCCCACGUUCCGCGCCUCCGCCGCGCACUUUGCCGAGCAGAUCGACGCCCUCGAGAAAUGGCUCAACGGAUACGUCUCCUCGACGUCGCGGUUGGUCCACGACAUCCUGGCGCUGGAGGAGUCGAUCAACACCUUCCUGGCCAAGACGAUGCCGUCCGCCGCCGACGGCAUCAUCGAGAACGACUAUGCCUUCCUCGCCCUGAAACGCGUCGGCGACGGCCAGCGGGAGUGCUGGAUGCAAACCCUGAGCACCAUGAAGAAGAUGGACGGCCUCGUCAUCGAGCCAAUCCGUGCGUUCCUCGGCGGCGACUUGCGCAACUUCAAGGAGAUUCGGCGCAUACUCGAGACCACACAGAGGGCCUAUGAUGCGACCCUGGCGCGCUAUGUCGGCCAGUCCAAGACAAAGGAGCCUUCCUCUCUCCGGGAGGACGCCUUCUCCGUUUACGAAAACCGCAAGGUCUACAUCCAGGCCUCCAUGGACUACUGCCAGCUGGCGCCUCAGCUGCGCUUCACCCUGGACAAGCUCCUCGUCAAGGUCUGCAACGAGAUGUGGAAGGAGAUGAAGCGAUCAACUGAUGCCGCCUCCAACGCGACGCGCUGGGGACGGGAGAUGGACCGGGUCCGUGGCUGGUCCAAGGAGAUGGAGCUGUCCGAGGGCGUCUUCAAGCGGGAGCUGCAGAAUGCGAGAAGGGAGCUCGGCGAGACCACCUUUGAAGAGUUCAAGCCCUCGCGCGAACUGGACGACUACAGCACAUCCACGGUGCCCUACCUGGGUUCUCGGGGGCCCGUGAACAUGCGCGUCAAGGACCAGACCGCCGUCAUAUCGGAAAAGCAAGGCUGGCUCUUCCUGCGCAUCAUCACCGGCAAGCCUGUGCGCUACAGCUGGGUCCGCAGGUGGUACUAUUGCCGCGAAGGCGUCUUUGGCUGGCUCACGCCCGGGCCGCAAGGCGUUCUGCAGGGCGACGAGAUUGGCGUCUUGCUGUGCAACGCCAAGCCGGCCGUGGGCGAGGACAGGCGCUUCUGCUUCGAGGUCAAGACGAAGAACCAAACCAUGAUGCUGCAGGCGGAGACGCAGAGGGAGCUCAUGGAGUGGAUGGAGGUGUUCGAGGUCACCAAGAAGAAGGCCUUCGAGGCGAGCAUGACGCGCGACUCCAACCCUCUGUCUAGCUCUGUCGACCCCGCGUUCUCCAUAACGCCCCCGAGCGCCCCCGAAUUCUCGGCCAAGGCCAUUGACAACCCCGUCGGGGUGCCUGACGAGGCUGGGCCUGGCUUUGAGCGCUCUGCGACACUCGGGGUUCCCGGUGGUCAGGAGGGUUCGAGACAAAGCAUGGAUGCUAAUAGCACCCUCAAUCGGCGUUCGUUCACUGCACUAGGGAAGGAUCUGGCGACGAGAGAGGAGGGCGAGAGCGGCCGCGAGCAUGCCGCGAGAAUCAUACAGAAACUUGACCUUCAUCGCAAGACCACGUUCGGCGCAGGUGUCGAACCCGGCCCUGCGACACCAGCAAAUCCGGGCGGCGGCAUCGCGAGCCUCAUAUCGGCCAGCCACAACCUCUUGCCCGUUCAUCCUAGCUUGACAAGCGCCUCUUCCAAGCAAUCAAGUAGUGGAUUCAUGCUUACCCUUGACAACGUGCCGGGCUCACUCGCUCCGCCCACGCUUGCGAGGCCGCCCACGAUGACGCACCUUAGCCGGACGGCCGUGGUCGUGGCCGGAGAGCGCGGCUCCAUUACCAGCAGCCGCAAGCUCCCGACCUCAAUCGUGGCCAAUUUCUGGGGCAGCAACGUGUGGGCAACGAUGAACGCUCCGGAGCAGCCAGUCCUGCCGCGGCUGGACGACGACGAUCCCAUCGGCGUCGUGGUGCCCGAAAGUUCACAGACGUCUCUAGGCAAGGCCGCGGAGGAGCAGGCCGACAGACCCUUCCCCCGAAACUAUCCGCCGGAGCUGAGAGCACAGAAUGCGCAAUUCCGACUUCUCUUCCCGGACGCACCUCCCGGAGAGAGGCUGGUGCUCGUCUUCCGAGCCGCGUGGACAAGCUCCAUGGAGCGGGACUCUCCCAACGAGACCCUGUCAGGCGAGGGCAGAAUCUUUGUCACGCCAGACAACAUGUACUUUUAUAGCCAGCAAAUGGGGCUUGUAACGGCGUACAGCAUACACUUGGACAUCAUCACCGAGGUCACGACGGCCGCCGGGAAGGACUGCGACUUCAUUUUCCUGCACCUUGGCCAGGACACCAACGAGACGGGCUACACUCGGAUAACGCUCAAGGUGUUCUUGGACGACCUCAAUCUGCUGCAUACGCGGCUCAACUUCCUCAUCGACAACUUGCAGGCGGAAGAACCCCUGAACACAGAAGGCCUCAUCUCGGCACUCGUCAACGUCGACAGGGACGAGUUUGACAAGCCGAGUCCGAGCGCCGACAGCUGGGAAGAAGUGUCCUCGACGACGCCCAUAGACGACGGGACGUCGUUUGGCAGACCCGUGGGGCGUCACCACGGCCAUCAGCAUCACCACCACCACGGCUACCACCAGCUCGGGCACCACGCGCACGUGGGUACGUCCAAGCCUCGCCUCAGACUUUCGCAAAAGCUGCAUCUUCCUUCGCAGCCCGUCGAGUACGAGCCAGAGGGCAUGGCGGAAAUGGCUGCCGACCGUCACUUUGAGAUCAGCGCCAAGGCGUGUUUCCACGUGCUCUUUGGAGACAAGAGCUUUGUCUUUCCGAAGUUGUACUUUGAGCGCAGGGCGCAGCAGAUUGCGCAAGGCCCGUGGGUGCUCGUCGACCAGGGACGCAUGCGCCGGGACUUUCACUUCAAGGUCGACUACGUGGACAUGCUUGGGCGGUCCAAGUCGGAAGACGUGGAUGAUUGCCAGACGAUUGACGUCUACAGCGAUCACGUCACGUACGUGGUUACGCACACCAAGACGGCCUGGCAUCUACCACAUUCGCGAAGCUUCAAGGUGGUGACCAAGAUUGUCAUUACGCAUGUGGCCAAGUCGAAGUGCAAGCUCGCAAUCUUCGUCGGGAUCGACUGGUCCAAGGCGCCCGCGCUGUCCAAGAACCUGGUGGAGCGUCAGGCGCUGCACGACGCGGCCAACGACGCCGAGGAGCUGGCCGAGCUGGCGACAGACCAGGUUCGCAAGCUCGGCCCGCGAAGCCGCACCAACCGAGCCAUCCAGGUGUACGGCCAUGUCGGCCAGCAGACUCAGGUGGUGCUGUUUUCGCCGGCCGCGACGGACUCUACCAAGAAGCAGGCCAUCUCGCCGCGCACGCUGACGGCAAUGCUUCUCGAGACCGUCAGGUCAUUUGCGGAGAGCGCCGUCUCGUCACUCAUCAUGUGGGCAUUCGCGGCGCUGAAGAAGCUGUUUGGGGUCAUCUCGGCGCAACGGGUCAUUCUCUUGCUGCUGGGGUUGAGCGCGCUGGUCAACGUGCUGCUGACGUCGACGGAGUCUUCGACGUGGUGGAAGGAGAGGAGCGCGGCGAGGUUCAUGCGGACAAUGGGUGUCGCGCCAAAUCCCAUGAUGAGCAGAGCAAUAUACUUUGCGGACCUGGACCGGGCUUCGGGGGCGGCGGGCAACGAGCCGACGUUCCCGGCCAACAGCACGUGCUUUGAGACGUACAAGGAGCUCCUUGACGCGACGGCCAUGGACGCGCCCUGGGAGGACGCAGGCGCGGCGUUGACGUCGUCGUCGAGCCGUGCGACGGCGCGCCGGCUGCGGCGGACGCGGCAGAGGCUCGGGUCGUACCGACACGACCUGCUGGUGGCGAUGCGCGUGGUCAACAGCAUCGAGAGAGAGAUGCUGCAAUCUGAGUGGGAGAAUUGGCUCAUCAACGAGAAGUCUUUGUGUGACGGCUUGGACUCGCUGCUCGAGAAGGGCAGACCCAGGGGCGCGGACAAGGCGGCACGGGACGGGUCAUCGACGCAGAAGGUUCUGGGCUCGCUGGACAAGGGCAAGAAGGAGGCUCUCGAGGAGUGGAGAAAGGGCCACUGCGGGAGCUGUCGACGGGAUUUGGAGGCUGUGAUGAAGGAGAGGAUGGUCAACCACCUGUGAGGCGGGGAUGGUUAUGAGCCUGUACUACUUCGUUCUUGGUCCAGC
Molecule: messenger RNA, 4325 nt
Organism: Purpureocillium takamizusanense
Lineage: Eukaryota; Fungi; Ascomycota; Sordariomycetes; Hypocreales; Ophiocordycipitaceae
Gene: SIP3
Product: SNF1-interacting protein
Exons: 1
Coding region: 147-4280 (1377 amino acids)
Cellular component (GO): plasma membrane; cytoplasm; endoplasmic reticulum
Molecular function (GO): protein binding
Source: RefSeq, a predicted model, not a curated record